This is a messenger RNA of Cylas formicarius (sweet potato weevil), 5119 nucleotides long. RefSeq names its product calcium-dependent secretion activator (gene Cadps). Gene Ontology annotation, biological process: synaptic vesicle exocytosis; dense core granule exocytosis. NCBI's taxonomy places the organism in Eukaryota, Metazoa, Arthropoda, Insecta, Coleoptera, Brentidae. The record is from RefSeq and is a predicted model, not a curated record.
GUUUAGUGUGCGGGUUUCAGUGGUUGCGGCACACGGUCGAUAUUUCCUUACAGAUUAUAUUUUUCAUUUCAUUUUUCGCCGUUGUGGUGGUAUUAAUUCGGGUGGACUCUCGGGAGGAUGAUUUAUAUGAAGACUGAAAAACCGAUCGCAGAUAGAAGAUGAUAGAUCCAUCUUCAUCUGAAGAAGACAGCGAGGAAGAACAUGGAUCAGGUCAUCAUGUGGGACACCAUCCACCCGCGCAUCAUCCUAAUUACCAAACUCAUUCACACCCGGCGGAAGCAUCACCGUAUCAUUCUCACGGGUCUGACGGUAGCGGAAUCCUAGAGAUUCCGAACAAUGCUGCAUUGCAGCGAUCUUUGUCACCAAGCAGUGCCGUCUCUGCGGAAACCCACAGUAUUGGGUCUUCCUCGAGAGCAAAUUCUCUACCCCGACCAACCAGUCCGUCUCCUUCUGUCGCUUCAGAAAAGACUGAAGUUGACAUACAAGAGAAACAGGAGCGCGAGGAGGAGGAGAGGAAGAGAAGAAUUCAGCUUUACGUAUUUAUAUCGCGAUGUAUAGCGUAUCCCUUUAAUGCGAAACAACCAACCGAUAUGACGCGACGUCAAACUAAAAUUACUAGGCAUCAAUUAGAUGCAAUUGUAAAUAGAUUUCAGAGUUUUUUAAAAGGCGAAACUCAAAUAAUGGCCGACGAAGCCUUUCAAAAUGCUGUGCAAAAUUAUUAUGAUGUAUUUUUAAAAUCCGAAAGGGUUGUUAAAAUGGUUCAAUCAGGUGCCUGUUCACAAUAUGACUUCCGAGAAGUUUUCAGAAAUAAUAUAGAAAAGCGAGUAAGAUCUUUGCCUGAAAUGGAAGGUUUAAGUAAAGAAACGGUUUUUACGUCUUGGAUGGCAAAGUUCGACUGUAUUUUAAAAGUACAAGACGAUGAAACAAAAAGGCCUAGAAUGCAACAGAAUCUGAAUUCCGAACUGAUUUUAUCGAAGGAGCAACUAUACGAUAUGUUUCAACAAAUACUAGGGGUUAAAAAAUUCGAACACCAAUUAUUAUUUAACGCGCUAAUGCUUGACUCUGCGGACGAACAAGCCGCUGCGAUUAGACGAGAACUAGAUGGUCGUAUGCAAAAAGUCUCGGAAAUGGAAAAAAAUCGCAAGCUAAUGCCAAAAUUUGUGUUAAAAGAAAUGGAAUCUCUUUACAUCGAAGAGCUUAAAUCAUCAAUUAACUUAUUGAUGGCGAACUUAGAGUCCUUGCCGGUGUCAAAAGGAUCAAUGGAUUCUAAAUAUGGCUUGCAAAAACUUAAACGCUAUAAUCACAGGUUGCAUAACCAUAAUAAUCCGUAUAAUGUGAAGCACAUUUUGAUGAAUUAUGUUACUUCUUUUAGAUCGCAAGGAUCUUUAGCAAAACUUGAGGGGGAUUCGGCUGACAGUGAUACCCAAUUAACUAAAAUGGAUGUCGUUCUUACCUUUCAACUCGAGGUUCUUGUAAUGGAGGUAAGAGGUAUUAAAUCGUUACAACCGAAUAGGAUCGUAUAUUGUACUAUGGAAGUGGAAAAUGGCGAAAAAUUGCAAACAGAUCAAGCAGAAGCGUCGAAACCAAUGUGGGACACGCAAGGUGAUUUUUGCACGACACACCCCUUGCCAGUAGUCAAAGUCAAACUUUAUACCGAAAAUCCGGCCAUGUUGGCUCUCGAAGACAAAGAACUCGGCAAAGUCAUUCUAAAACCCACUCCGCUCUCGUCGAAGGCUCCCGAAUGGCACAAAAUGCUCGUUCCAAAAAAUCUUCCCGAUCAAGAACUGCGAAUUAAAAUCGCAUGCAGAAUGGAUAAACCGCUGAACAUGAAACACUGCGGCUAUUUAUACGCUUUGGGUAAAAGUGUUUGGAAAAAAUGGAAGAAACGUUAUUACGUGCUGGUACAAGUUUCCCAAUAUACUUUUGCCAUGUGCAGUUAUAAAGAAAAAAAAUCUGAACCAUCCGAAAUGAUGCAGUUAGAUGGUUACACGGUGGAUUAUAUCGAAGCUUCUAGUGCAACGUUAAUGGUUGGAACGGACUUGGAAGGCGGUAGAUACUUUUUUAAUGCCGUUAAAGAAGGCGAUAGCAUUAUAUACGCGAGCGAUGACGAAAACGAGUGUCAUUUAUGGGUGAUGGCUAUGUAUAGGGCUACCGGACAGUCGCACAAACCUACACCACCUGUCACUUUGCAGGAUAAAAAUUCAACUAUCUCCAAAAUUCAAGGAGAUGCCGAUAGAGCAAGAAAGCACGGGAUGGAGGAUUUCAUAUCGGCGGAUCCUUGUCAAUUCGACCACGCGUCCUUAUUUAAACUACUUCAAAAUCUUACCCUGGAAUACAGACUAAACGAUCCGUAUUGCUCACUGGGUUGGUUUAGUCCCGGUCAGGUGUUCGUGUUGGACGAAUAUUGCGCGAGAUAUGGAGUGAGAGGUUGCUACCGUCACCUGUGCUAUUUGUCCGAUUUGCUAGAUAGAGCCGAGAAAAAUAUCAUGAUCGAUCCAACGCUGAUCCACUAUAGUUUCGCUUUUUGCGCGAGUCACGUGCACGGGAACAGACCCGAUGGCGUGGGCAGUGUCACGCACGAAGAGAAAGAGAAGUUUCAAGACGUCAAAGAACGACUGCGUGUGUUACUCGAGCACCAAAUUACUAAUUUCAGAUACUGUUUUCCGUUUGGUCGGCCCGAGGGUGCGUUGAAAGCCACCCUAUCUUUAUUAGAACGGGUAUUGAUGAAAGAUAUCGUAACUCCGGUGCCCCCUGAAGAAGUCAGGGGGAUGAUAAAAAAGUGCUUAGAGACAGCCGCGUUGGUUAACUACACUAGAUUGUCAUCUGAAGCAAAAAUAGAAGAGGACUUGCGUGGGGAGACGAUGGUGUCUCCGAGUAAAAAACUGGAUGACCUGAUUCAUCUUGCUGAACUUUGUGUGGAUCUUCUGCAACAAAACGAAGAACAUUAUGCUGAACAACUGCGCAAGGCCGAUCGGCCUCUGCGCAAUCAAACGGCCACGGCUGCUCAGGCCCAGGGCCGAGUGGGGUCCUCGGGGCCCGCAUCUGCUCCCCCGGGCACCCCUAGCCGGGACGCCAAGCAGCACCCAAACUCUGUGUCUCGCUAUUGCAUGCCUCAGCAUGCCACUUACACCCCACCAGAACCCACGGCUUUCGCGUGGUUCAGUGACCUUCUGGUUGAACAUGCGGAAAUAUUUUGGUCUUUGUUCGCCGUCGAUAUGGACAGAGUUCUUGGCGAGCAACCCCCCGAUACGUGGGAUUCGUUUCCAUUAUUUCAGAUUCUAAACGAUUAUCUCAGGGCCGACGAUAAUUUAAAAAACGGAAGAUUCCAUCAACAUUUGAGGGACACAUUCGCUCCGUUGGUUGUGAGAUACGUAGAUCUUAUGGAAUCGUCUAUUGCUCAGUCGAUUCACAAAGGAUUCGAGAAGGAACGUUGGGAAAUUAAAGGGUUCGUCCUAUUUACAAAAAAAACUAGUUGUUACGUGGUUCUUUGUAACGGAUGUGCUACGUCGGAAGAUCUAUUCUGGAAACUAGAUGCGUUGCAAUCUUUUAUACGCGAUUUACAUUGGCCGGAUGCUGAAUUCAGACAACAUUUGGAACAGAGGCUUAAAUUAAUGGCGUGCGACAUGAUGGAAUCGUGCAUUCAAAGAACCGAAUCGGCUUUCCAUCAGUGGUUAAAAAAAUCGGUUACUUUUAUAUCGACCGAUUAUAUAUUGCCGUCGGAAAUGUGCGCCAUGGUGAACGUCAUUUUGGACGCCAAAAAUCAGUCCUUCAAACUAUGCGCGGUGGACGGCGUCGAUUUGCAUCAAUACCACACGAAAAUAGACGACCAAAUCGAUAAAACGUUGGCCAAUAUGAACCAAGGGAUGUUAAGUAAGUUGAUGUCUGUGUUAGAAGCUACUCUAUCGAAAUUGUCCAGAUAUGACGAGGGCAGUUUGAUUGGUUCCAUUUUAAGCUUCACGAACGUAUCUGGGUCUGGAAAAGACGUUGGGCAAAGUUACGUCAACUUCCUAAGGAACAGUAUGGAACAAAUACGGGGGAAAGUGACUGACGAAUUGUGGAUUCUUAAUUUUUUCGAACAGUGGUAUACCAGUCAAAUGAAUAUUAUUUGCAACUGGUUAUCUGAACGAUUGGACCACACCCUACAUCCCUACCAAUGUACGUGCCUUGCUCAUAUUGUCAAGAAAAUAUAUUCUGAUUUUGAACUUCACGGUGUUAUGGAAGAUAAACUAAAUUCCAAAGCUUACCAAACGAUAGCUCAGAGAAUGCAAACCGAAGAAGCGACUUGCGCACUGACAAUGGGGCAAACGGAUGGGGGAUUGGAAGGCGGCGACGAUGAGACCGAAAGCAGGAGCAGGUCGCUCAUCGAAAGUCUCGGCGGAGAUGAGGGAAACCCCUUGACUAACGUAGGGAAUAUGGUUGCCGGGAGAGUAAGCAAUAUUCUCGGAAAGGGAUUGGGUGGUAUUGGUUCAAAAUUGGGUGGAGGCUCGAGCUGGUUCUAAAUUUUCCAUUCGCGUUACGUUACAAUAGCUUUAUUUUUUAGUAAUAUUUUUUAGGUCGAAAUAUUUGUCUAUCGCUUUAAUGGCGAGGGAUCUGAUGUACCUAUUGUAAAUUUUAGGAUAGGUUUUGGGGAUUUUUGUAGGCUGUUUUCGAAAACGACGUGUUUUUCGCUUAUCACAUUGCGCCAAUUCUAUUAUUAUUAUUAUUAAGACAAAUUCCGAUUUCAUUGCAUAUCAAAUGGGUUUUAGUUGCACUGAUUGGCAAAAUAUUUACCACGUCGUUCUGCUGGCCGACAUUUCUAAGUAAUAUUUAAUUUCAUUCUAGCGCAAUCUUCUUAAACGUAUGCUGUAUUAUUUAAUAAAUAAUCUGUAUUUGAUAAAUUAUAUUCAGUAUUAACAAGAACUUUGCCUUCUCAAGAAAUUGAACGCGGCAAUAUACUGUACAUGCCUUAAGGAUCGCUAACUGCGCUAAUCAUCUUUAUAUUUAUCAGUAUAUGUGCUAUUUAACCACUUUUUAAACAAUAUUUAACAUUUCAGUGCAACAAUAUGGCUUUAAUUUUUAUAUUGUACAUGUACGAAAUGUAUCGGCACGUCAUUUAAAAGUAUAUUCGAAGUGGUGUUGU